AUGGGAUAUUUUGAUAAGGAAGUAGACGAUACAGAUGAAGAAAAUGAGGAUGAAAAGGACGAAGAGAACAAAGGAGAGGAAAAUAGUAGAAAUAAAGAAGGAGAGAAUGAAGGAGAAGAGAAGAAUGAGAGUAAUGAUGGGAACAGAAAUGAAAAGGAGGAGAAUGAAGUAGAAGAUAAAAAUGAUAAUAGUGAGUAUGGAAAUGAUGAUGAUAAUAAUGAGGAUAAAAAUGAUAAGGAGGAUUG
Molecule: messenger RNA, 245 nt
Organism: Racocetra persica
Lineage: Eukaryota; Fungi; Glomeromycota; Glomeromycetes; Diversisporales; Gigasporaceae
Source: the annotation of a GenBank genome assembly